This is a messenger RNA of Penicillium odoratum, 258 nucleotides long. RefSeq lists its product as uncharacterized. The record is from RefSeq and is a predicted model, not a curated record. The transcript has a single exon. Bases 1 to 258 code for a protein of 85 amino acids. NCBI's taxonomy places the organism in Eukaryota, Fungi, Ascomycota, Eurotiomycetes, Eurotiales, Aspergillaceae.
AUGUUUGGUUUUGGCCUUGAGUGGUCGCGUAGCAGUGAGGUUAUUGAUCUUGGUCAUAAGCGAUACUGGGAUCUUCCAGAAGGUCUAAGGAAUGACGGAGCCAAAAUUGAUGAGCAAAUAGUUCCAUUCCUGGUGCCUUGGCCUGGUGGCGAGGGUCGAUCCUGUGCAACGCUGCUCUGCUCUCGGGUACAGGGAGGGACGGGCCUGGAACUGGUCCACGCGGUGGAGAUUCCGUCGUCCCCCGAGUCGACGGUGUAG